This is a messenger RNA of Pisolithus orientalis, 1803 nucleotides long. RefSeq names its product transductin family protein/WD-40 repeat family protein. Gene Ontology annotation, biological process: rRNA processing. Gene Ontology annotation, cellular component: nucleus. Gene Ontology annotation, molecular function: protein binding. The record is from RefSeq and is a predicted model, not a curated record. The coding region runs from base 50 to 1771 and encodes 573 amino acids. The transcript has 7 exons. Lineage: Eukaryota; Fungi; Basidiomycota; Agaricomycetes; Boletales; Pisolithaceae.
GUAUGUACGAGUCUACGAUUUUGGAAGCUGUCUUGCAAGGACUCAGAGAAUGAGUAGCCUCAUAUCCUGCGUUGCAUGGGUUAAACGGGGCGCGGCGGCACAACAUCCACGAAAGUAUGUUCUCGAUGAGAAGGAAUUGGAGAGAGUCAGUGCCCUUGCACACAUCGAGCUUGAAGAUGCACGGGUAGAGCUGGAACGCGCACACAAGGCUGCGAUAAAAAUGGGUAAAGGUGCAGAAGGUGAGGAGGCGGAUGAUAACGACGAAGACGAGGAUGAGGACCAGUGGGUCGAUGAGGAGGAGGACUCGAUGGCUGUAGAUGAAGAAAAGCCAAAAAAACUAGCAGAACCCUCUGCAAAAACGGACGAUUUGUCCCAGUAUAACCUUGAUGACUAUGAUGACGACGACGAAGCUACAGGCGGCUUCGGACCAUUCAGCAACAUCAAGGGUUUGACCUUUCACCGCGAUAAUGCGGAUGAUCCUUACAUCACCGCAAAAGAGGACCCUGAAGACGAGGAGAGGGAAGAACUAGAGAUUCUUCCAACUGACAACCUCAUUGUCGCUGCCAAAACCGAAGACGAUGUCUCACAACUAGAGAUCUACGUUUAUGACGACUCUCAAGAGAAUCUCUACGUUCAUCAUGAUCUCAUGCUCCCCAACUUCCCUUUGUGCCUUGAAUGGCUUAACUUCUCACCUGCUUCGUCUUCUGGAAUGGAAACGGACGGACCCGCCAAGUUUGGUAAUUAUAUCGCUGUCGGGACGAUGGACCCUGAGAUCGAGAUAUGGUCGCUCGAUGUCAUAGAAAGUAUGUACCCGGACAUGGUCCUUGGGCGACCCGACAAAACCACCGCCCAUGUUCCCGUACCGGUGGGCACGGGAAAGAAGAAGCGGAAGAAGAUGAAGCAACGGCCGCGGUCUAGCGUACACCAUGUUGACGCUGUAUUGGGCCUCUCGUGGAACAAGACGCAUAGACAUAUGUUAGCCUCUGCGUCAGCAGACCAGACGGUAAAACUAUGGGAUCUCAGCCGCACACCCGUGGCAGACGAAGAGGGAACUGGGGAAAGCGUGCCUGCUGUGCGGAGCUUUGAAGUGCACAAGGACAAAGUACAGGCUGUCCAGUGGAACGAAAGGGAACCUACCGUUUUGUUGUCUGGAAGCUACGACCGGACGGUACGUGUGUUCGAUUCGAGAGCACCAGACACUGGGGUCGGUUCCGUGCUUGGUUCGGACGUUGAAGCUAUUAGAUGGGAUCCAUGGGAGUCCCAUGCGUUCUAUGUUUCCCUGGAGAACGGUCUCGUGCUUAAUUUUGAUGCGCGCACAUUACCCACAGACCUAGCAUCUCCAUCCCCUGCGCGGUUCACAGUAUCCGCGCAUGAUGGCGCGGCGUCGGCACUGGACGUCAAUCCAUUGAUUCGUGGUUGUAUAUGUACAGGAGGUGCCGACAAGGUAGUCAAGGUCUGGAAUGUCGACCAAACCGAAGGCAGCAAGCCGUCGGUGAGCAUGGUGGCUUCAAGAAACAUGGAAGUUGGAAAAGUCUUUUCGGCAGUUUUCUCUCCAGACGAUCCUCUCACUAUUGCUGCUGCGGGUUCAAAAGCUAAGCUGCAGAUCUGGGACGUUGGCGCCAACGCUGGUGCGAGGAAAGCUUUUGCAUCAAAAUUGGUGGAAGCCGGGAAGAUGGUAAAAGAAAGAGAAAGCAGCGGCCUAAUUGGUGUUGUCAGUGAUGACGAGGAAGAUACCGAUGCGGAUGGAGACGCAGGCGAAGAUGAUUCAUAAAGUUGAAAUUUUACGUAGUAAACAUGCAGGGU